AUGAAGUACAGCUCCUGGCGCAUGGCGCCACUCCUGCUAUUAGCUUUCUUUCUAUUCCUCGCCAGUAGUGCAGCCCGGGAAGAGCUGGACUACCAGGAUUUUCAGGACCAUACACAGAAGCCGGUGUCAGCCUCCGCGAAGGUUGGGGACGGUACAUCCUUCAGGGAUGAGGGUGCGGACAAUGGACGACAAGACGAGAUGGCGCAGAGCAUAAGAGAGGCUACGGCUUUGCUGCGGAAAGUCAAGGCACCGGCGGUAUCGAAGCUAGCCACGUAUACGCGAAAACCGAAAGGCUUCCUAGGGAGCAGCGCUUACUACGCCAAAGAAGCCUUCGUGCUCCUCUUCAUGAACUCGCCCAAGCAGACAAAUCUCUUGACGACCUCCACAUCCUCACCACAACAGCCGAAGCUUCCAGCCCCACUCAACGUAGCCCUCCAGCUCCUCGAACCUGCUGCGGAGGAAGAGAACGCUGAUGCUGUCUUCCUACUGGCUGAGAUGAACUUCCAUGGCAACUUCACACACCCGAGAUCCUACUCCAAGGCCUUCGACUACUACAAGCAACUCGCCGACCUCGAUGGUAAUGCUACAGCGCAAUACAUGCUGGGCUUCAUGUACGCCACAGGGUUGAACCCGGAAGUGUCCGCGGACCAAGCCAAGAGCAUGCUAUACCAUAGAUUCGCGGCCGAGCAAGGCCACACGCGCUCACAGAUGACGCUGGCGUACAAACAUCAUGUAGGAAUAGCCACGCCAAAGAACUGCGAUGAGGCUGCUAUAUGGUACAAGCAUGUUGCGGACAAGGCGAUCGACUACUACCGAUCUGGACCUCCGGGCGGGCACGUACUAUCGAGAGAAUCAUACAGACUCGCAGAUGAAGAUGGAGGUGUGUAUGGAGAAGGUGCCAGCGUGAGCUCGGCAGGUGUGCAUGCGAGGCAAGGAGGCGUCACGAGCGACGCAUAUGCAGAUGUGGAGGAUGUGCUGGAGUAUCUUGUGCUGCAGUCUUCGAAGGGAGAUCUGAAGGCCACAUUCGGACUGGCGAGGCUGUACUACGAUGGCGCACGAGGGCUGAAGCGUGAUCUGCGCAUGGCAAAACAGUAUUUCAUGCAAGUUGCUCGCGAGUACUGGUCCGAGAGCGGCAAGACGAAAAAGGAUGUGCCUGGUGGUACCGAGAAGCUCGCAUCGAAGGCUGCAGGCUACUUGGGUCGAAUGUUCUUACGUGGUGAGGGUAUGGAGCAGAGCUACACCAAAGCGCGAAUUUGGUUCACGCGAGGUCUGAGUAAUGGCGAUGCGCUUUGUCAAUAUGGCCUUGGACUGAUGCAUCUGGAUGGUCUCGGAGUGGACCAAAAUGCUGUCAAGGCUGCCGACUUCCUUGCUGCGGCCGCCGAUCAGGACCUGUCGGUUGCACAAACAGAACUAGGACAGCUCUUCCUGGACCAGGGAGAUGUUGCCACAGCCUCGCGAUAUUUUGAACUCGCAGCGCGUAACACGCACAUCGAAGCAUUCUACUAUCUGGCUGAGAUGAGCAAUCAGGGUAUUGGUCGUGAUCGAUCAUGCGGUGUGGCAACAGCGUACUACAAGAUCGUAGCGGAGAAGGCGGAAGCGAUCUGGGGCACGCAAGCCGAAGCGAACUCAGCUUACGAAGAAGGUGAUACGCAAAAAGCAAUUGUUGCCUAUCUCAUGGCUGCCGAGCAAGGGUCCGAAAACGCGCAAUCGAACGUAGCCUGGCUGCUAGAUCAGACUACACCAAAGUGGUCACCCAUCUCAUAUGUCCUAGGUAUCAGCCAGACCGCCAAGAAUGCCUUGAAUGACGCCAAGCUUGCUUUGACAUACUGGACCCGCUCAGCAAAACAACAGAAUAUCGACAGCUACGUCAAGAUGGGCGACUACUAUCUCCUCGGCAUUGGCACACCGCUUUCGGCCGAGAACGCCGCGACAUGCUACCAAGCUGCGGCCGAGACGCUGCAGUCUGCGCAGUCCAUGUGGAAUCUUGGCUGGAUGCAUGAGAAUGGUAUUGGUAUCGAGCAGGACUUCCACCUAGCAAAACGAUUCUAUGACCAAGCCCUUGAGACGAAUCGAGAAGCUUACUUGCCUGUUAAACUCAGCCUCUUCAAGCUGAGGUGGAGAUCGUGGUGGAACGAUAUAACGAAUGGCGGUGUGAAGUCCAUGGGUGCUGAAGACACGGAGCGCAAGCGAAGGACAUUCGCUGAAUGGCUCAACGAUUUCCUUGAAGCAGACGCCCAGAUGUAUGCCCAAGAGUACGAAGCAGAUGACUGGAGUAGUGAAGACACUAUGCCUGGCGGUGAUGACUUUUGGGGUGCUGAGGGCGAAUUCAUAGACGAUGGAUUGCUGGAGACGCUGCUUAUUGGCGGACUGGUCGCGGCGCUGGCGUGGCUGAUCUGGUACAGACAGCAGCAGCAGCGGAGAGUCGAAGAGCAGAGAAGAAGGCAGGGUGUUGAGGGUGGUACACAGCCGGCACAGCAGCCAGCGGCGCCAGCUGCCGAUCAGCAACCUGAUGGCGGAUUCUUUCCUCAGCCGGGGGAUCCGAAUUUCAAUGCUUGGGUCGCUGGUGGAGUUGGAAAUUAA
Molecule: messenger RNA, 2580 nt
Organism: Recurvomyces mirabilis
Lineage: Eukaryota; Fungi; Ascomycota; Dothideomycetes; Mycosphaerellales; Teratosphaeriaceae
Gene: HRD3
Product: ERAD-associated protein
Exons: 2
Coding region: 1-2580 (859 amino acids)
Biological process (GO): ERAD pathway
Cellular component (GO): endoplasmic reticulum membrane
Molecular function (GO): protein binding
Source: RefSeq, a predicted model, not a curated record